CAUUUGUUUUACCUACUAGAUUCAUAAUAAAAGCCGGAAAAAAGGAACUAUGGCGGACAUGAACGAUGAAGUUGAUGCGGUGACGCAUUCAAAGGCUCUAAUGCUUGGAUUAAAUGAACUUCGGAAGGCCGACAAACUGUUGGAUGUUACAUUGUUGGUUGAAGGUUCAUCUUUCAAGGCUCAUCGAGUUGUCCUGGCGGCAUGCAGCGACUAUUUCGCCGCCAUGUUCACAGAUCCCAUGAAAGAAGCCCAACAAUCCGAAAUAAAACUUAUCGACAUACCCGUCCGCGGUAUGCACAGUUUACUCGAGUACGCUUACACAUCGAAAUUAGAUUUAAAUCGCAAUAAUAUUCAAGAUAUCCUAGCAGCUGCCACCCAUGUUCAAAUGAAUGCCGUCGUUCACUCCUGUUCCACUUACCUAGAAUCUCAAAUAGACAUGGAGAAUUGUGUCGACAUAGCUACACUAGCUGAUCUCUAUUCGUUGAAUAAUCUCAAACACAAAACCUACCGAUUUAUUUGUGCUCAUCUGUGGGAAUUCGCUAAAACUCCAGACAUGGAUAAUCUAAGCUGCGAACAGCUUGAGUAUAUUCUUAGCUGUGAUUAUCCUGUUGAUUGUUCGGAAGAAUUAGUUCUGCAUAUUGUAGCCGAGUAUUGUGUGAAGAAAAUAGUUUCCUUAGAAAAUGCUACGAAACUCUUCACAAAAAUCCGGUUCGAUCAAAUCAAUACAAUUGAUUUUAAGAUUUGGCCGGUGUUUCCUUCUGUUGAUGAGGAUAAGCAUUUGCCGUACUUCAAUGUAAUGCGGGCGGCGGGUUUUCAGCAAAAGAAGUCCUGCAAAAAAAAGUAUUCUAACUGUGAUCUCCUGAGAAGCAACAUUCUGACAAAUACUCGAGGCAUGGAAUUGGCGCUAGUCAAAAUUGGAGGUUUCUAUAUAAAUGGAGUACACAAUCAACUCAGUUUUGCUCUGCCCAAUGAGCGGAAGUGGCAUCAGCUCACUUGUAUUCCGCACAUCGAACAAUGUAACUAUGGAACUGCGGUUCUGGGCAAUGAUCUAUUCGUUGUCGGUGGCUCGUACGAUGUCUGUCUGAAGGAGUACAUUCACGGGUUUGGGUUUCGCUAUAGUGCUGCUAAGGACAAGUGGUCAACGAUAUCCCCCAUACAGUCGGAAAGGUGUCGAUUUUCGUUGAACGCAGUUGGAAAUUUCCUCUACGCAGUUGGGGGAGUGUGUGACCAAAUCGAGGGAGCGGACGACACUUGGCUCGAAGGUCGACGAGAGUCGAAUUGUGAGAAAUACAAUGUAGAAGCUAAUACAUGGGAGUACAUAAAGCCACUGAGAGAAAAUCGAAGUCAACACGCCGGAGCUGUUCAGAAUCACUUUUUAUACAUAUCAGGUGGAAUUGAUAGACAUUUGGUGUUAUCUUCGUUUUGGCGCUAUGACACCCACAGUGACAAUUGGCAGCAAAUGAGCCCAAUGCCAAAGCCGAGAGCAGACCAUGUAAUGCUGGCCAUUGAUGACAAGAUUUAUGCCUGCGGCGGUUGGUUUGAAGAUCCGAACACCGGAACGAGGGUUCUAAUCGACGAUAUCGAUGUUUAUGAUGUUGGCACGGACAGCUGGUAUUUGGAAACUAAAAAUCCAGUUCCUACGUUCCAUGCUGGCAUUUCGGCGGUACGAAAUAAAAUUUACUUUGUUGGUGGACUGCUAUCGGACGAAACAAUAAAUUGCUCUUCGAACGUUCAAACUUAUGAUCUUUUAGCCAAAGAAUGGUCUACACUAACAGAAUGGGAAGGAGCCAAACCCACAUGGGAGUGUACGUGUGCUACAUUUUAUGUACCACGUUGUCGAGAAGGUAUAUAAAAUAAAGAAUAGAAAAUACUCAGUAUAUAUUAGAGUAGGUAUUUUUUUCAAAACAACGACUAUAGCUGCCUUUUAUGGUUUGUUUUUAAAUUAAUUGUGUUAUUGUAAAUAAUAUUUAUAAAUAUUUUAUGUACAAUCUUAAUUGUAUUUAUACUUUAAAAA
Molecule: messenger RNA, 2014 nt
Organism: Eupeodes corollae
Lineage: Eukaryota; Metazoa; Arthropoda; Insecta; Diptera; Syrphidae
Product: kelch-like protein 26
Exons: 3
Coding region: 50-1852 (600 amino acids)
Molecular function (GO): protein binding
Source: RefSeq, a predicted model, not a curated record